Phytomonas sp. Hart1 is the source of this 880-nucleotide messenger RNA. The record is from the annotation of a GenBank genome assembly. Lineage: Eukaryota; Euglenozoa; Kinetoplastea; Trypanosomatida; Trypanosomatidae.
GAACUUUAUCAGUUAAAUCAUUAAAAAGGUAUUUGCAAGUGGGUGCUGGUAUUAUUCUAGUUCUAAUGACUUUGACAUAGUCUGAAGCUAGUCGAGACCAUGUGCAUUUAUAUUCUAAAAUCAAGCUUGUCGAUUGAAAUGAAGAGCAUACAAAAGCACAAAAACAAAAUUAUCUAUAAUUUUUAUAGUGGUAUGCUUUUAUGGUAUCAAAAGGUUGGUGUGCUAUCCAGCUUUUAGAAGGAAGCUCCACGGUUUCUCACUGUGGCCCUAUCAGAUUAAAUUUGAGUUUGUUUCAUGACUUAUUGGUCGGAUUUUUCAUUUCAAAUUAGUUUUAUCAUCCUGAAUUGGUACGAUAAGGCAUGAACAAUACUUGUUACAGUGAAUACAGUUUCGGUUUGCGUUUAGAGUUGGAACGCGUAUUGCUACCAGUCCUUUUACUUUAUAUAUUUUGGUAUCACGUGUCGAAAAAUUUUCUUACUAUGGAUGCUCAUCUUACCUUUAACCAUACUGUUCGCGAUCCCUAGAAGAACAAAAGAGCCCACCAAACCAUUCAAGACCGUAGAAGGACCAGAUCAACGUAUCUUUGUCUCUGCAGGCAGUACAGGUUUUCCGACGUUAUUAUUUCAUGGACUUUGGGCUGAAAAUUAUCAUGUGGGGGGCGUCAGAAUUUUUUUGCGACAACACUUUUUAUUCAUACGGGUCUUCAUAUUCUUACGAUUUCUUCAAGUGAAUUAUUCCAAUUUAUAGUUAUAGUUAUAUAUAUAUACUCCUAUUCCCAUUAAACUGUCUUAAGAUAAGAACUAUGACCAUCAAGAGAAGUUAUACCAUUUAAUGUAUCUCUAUUCAAAAAAAUACUAUUCCUUAAAGCAACAUCCUAAAA